AUGUCGCACGCCGACAGCAACAGCAUCGAGCUGGAGCCUUCGGGCAAGCAGCAGGCUAUUCCUGUGAGUGUUGACGCUUCGACCAGGCCUACGCAGUCGGCCAACAUCGAUAGCGUUACGAGAACACGCAAAGUGUUUUCUUUUUCUCAGCUGUUUGCUUUUUCCUUGACAUACAUGGCACUAUGGGAGGGCAUGUGCUCGAAUAUGUACUUUGCCCUCUUCAAUGGCGGCCCUCAGACAUUUCUCUUUAGCUUCAUCAUUGUCUUCUUUGGUGCCAUCUCCCAGGCUGCAUCACUGGGAGAGAUGGCUUCUAUCCAGCCUGUAGCCGGAGCUCAAUAUCAUUGGACUUACUACAUGGCACCUGCAUCCGUCAAACGCUUUGCUACUUGGAUUCAGGGAUGGGCAACUUGGUUUGGCUACGUCUCCCUACUAGCAGCCAUUGCCAACGUCACCAUCAUCCUUCUCGAGUCUAUGAUCACUAUCAACCACCCCGACUACGUAGCUGGUGGAUGGCAUACGUCGAUACUGGUCAUCGCCAUGUGUUUGGUGCAUGGAUUGAUGAACGUCUUCGCAUUUAAGCUUAUCCCCUGGAUCGAGCUUGUCGCUGGUGUUCUCCAUGUCUGCCUCUUCGUUAUUUUUGUUGUCGUUCUCAUGGUCAUGGGUCCCCGAAACCCUGCUUCCUUCUGGCUGGAGCGUGACAUCUCUUCAGGUUGGGAGAAUAACGAGUAUGUUGCCUGGAACCUAGGCAUGCUCACCUGUGUGUGGAGUUUCACUGGCUUUGACAGUGCCAUCCACAUGUCUGAGGAGACUCGAAAGGCCAAGUCUGCUGUUCCGCGCGCCAUGUUCUGGUCCAUCUUCAUGAACGGUAUCCUUGGCUUCAUCAUGGUCAAUGUCCUCAUCUCCGCCAUGGGACCGGUCGACGAUAUGCUUUCCCAAACCAGCCAGAUUCAGGCCAUUCUCCUCAAUGCCACUGGCUCAAACAAGGCUACUACCGCUAUGAUUGCUGGUUUGUUUAUUGUGUCCUUCAGUGUAAACCUUGCCAAUAUUGCGUCCGUUUCCCGUCUAACGUGGGCGUGGUCUCGAGAUGGAGGCAUGCCUAGCUACUUUGCCUACGUCAGUCCCACACACCGUGUACCCACACGCUCCAUUGUCCUUACUGUCUUCCUCGUCUGCGCUCUCAACCUUCUCAACAUUGGAAGCACCUCCUAUGUGGCCUUCGGAGCCAUCACCUCCCUCUCAUCAUUGGCUCUGUACAUCAGUUACGCUAUUGCGAUCGGUAGCAUUAUCUAUGUUCGUCUCUCCGGCUCCAACAUCAAGCUUGGAGAAUGGAAUCUUGGGCGAUUCGGUCUUCCCAUCAACAUCUUUGCAUUGGUCUAUACCCUCUACAUUAUCAUCUUCCUUCCGUUCCCAUCAACCCUGCCAGUCACUCCCGAGAACAUGAAUUAUUGUGGUCCGGUCAUGGUGGCUGUUUUGGCUAUUGCUGUUGGUCUGUGGUUCACCCAUGCAAGAAAGCACUGGACGGGACCCAACUUGACCAUCCUCGAGUUUGUGGUAGCGAACGCAUCGACAUAA
Messenger RNA from Fusarium sp. VM40, 1572 nucleotides. Lineage: Eukaryota; Fungi; Ascomycota; Sordariomycetes; Hypocreales; Nectriaceae. The record is from the annotation of a GenBank genome assembly.